Messenger RNA from Homalodisca vitripennis (glassy-winged sharpshooter), 6594 nucleotides. It is a transcript of the gene Eip63E, whose product is annotated as cyclin-dependent kinase 14. The record is from RefSeq and is a predicted model, not a curated record. The coding region runs from base 16 to 1197 and encodes 393 amino acids. Gene Ontology annotation, biological process: protein phosphorylation. NCBI's taxonomy places the organism in Eukaryota, Metazoa, Arthropoda, Insecta, Hemiptera, Cicadellidae. Gene Ontology annotation, molecular function: heme binding; cyclin-dependent protein serine/threonine kinase activity; ATP binding. Gene Ontology annotation, cellular component: cytosol; nucleus; cytoplasm. The transcript is spliced from 8 exons.
UAAUCUCAUCGUGCAAUGGCACAGGGCUAUUCCCUAAGUCUCGAGCCGGACGAAUUAGCUGUUAUCAGCGCAGUGCGGGUGUUAUCAGUCUACAUUAGGCAGGCCGCGGGACAAGACAUGGUGUGGCUGUGCAUGUGUGUGGCGUGGAGCGGAGCAUGUACGCGUCGCCAGUCUUUCAAGGCCAGAGCGGGUCGAAACAUGAAGGGUGACUCCCCGUUCGGCAAGUCAGAAGCCUAUAUUAAGUUGGAGCAACUGGGUGAGGGUUCCUAUGCGACUGUUUUCAAAGGAUACAGCAACCUGACAAACCAAGUGGUGGCCUUAAAGGAGAUAAGACUACAGGAGGAGGAGGGUGCUCCGUUCACCGCCAUACGGGAGGCGUCCCUGCUCAAGGAGCUGAAACACUGCAACAUAGUCACACUGCACGACAUUGUACACACCAGGGAAACGCUCACAUUUGUGUUCGAGUAUGUUCACACAGAUCUGUCACAGUACAUGGAGCGACACCCAGGCGGCCUCCACUACGCCAACGUACGACUGUUCCUGUUCCAGCUACUGCGCGGACUGGCAUACUGCCACCGACGGCGAGUGCUCCACCGCGAUGUCAAGCCGCAGAACCUGCUUAUCAGUGAGAUGGGCGAGCUUAAGUUGGCCGACUUUGGGCUAGCCCGUGCCAAGUCUGUGCCGUCCCACACAUACAGCCACGAGGUGGUGACACUUUGGUAUCGGCCACCAGACGUGUUGCUAGGCUCCACCCACUACUCCUGCUCCCUCGACAUGUGGGGUGUUGGCUGCAUCUUCGUGGAAAUGAUCACUGGUGUUCCCACAUUCCCUGGCGUGCGUGAAACUUAUGACCAGCUCGACAAAAUAUUUAAGAUCCUGGGUACGCCCUGCGAGGAGGACUGGGAAGGUGUCAGCCAAUUGCCAGGAUAUAAACCUCACAAGCUGGGUUUCUACCGAGGACAGAAGCUAGGCCUCUCCUUCCCCCGACUGUAUGACAUCCUGGAGGGAGAGAGCAUGGCCACUGCGCUACUUCAGCUGAAUCCAGACAAGAGGAUAGAAGCUGAGACAGCUCUCAGACAUCGAUACUUCUCCAACCUCCCCAAGAAACUCUACGAGUUGCCUGAUGAGGUCUCCAUCUUCAGCGUGGACGGUGUCUACUUACUGCAAGAGGGCAGAGCUCCCGGCCUGAAGACCUGAGCCGCACGACUCGACACUAGCUCAAACUGUUACAUAGCUCUACGUUGUCUUUUAUAACUGUGUUUUCUACUGUAAGUGUCGGACUGUAAACAGGGUUACGAGCUGCAGAUGAACAUGACAAUUACGGGAAUAGUUCCCACCAAAACAAAGACUAAUAAAAGGAUUUUUCUAUAAUAUAUUUACGAUAGUUAGUCACUACAGUCUCUAAGUAUUAAAACACUGUUGGAACAAUCCUAAUAGAGUUAAAAGAAACAUUAAGGCGAUCUAUAUUUUUAAAUUGUUAGGGAUGUAUCUUAGCCGUUCCGUUAUUAGUUGGGAGUCUACGAUGUAACUUGUAUAAUACGUGACUGAGUAUGCAUUUGAGUGUCGGAUGGUACCCAGACGAACCAUCCGACGAGGAAUGACUUGCCAACUGUUUAGCCGAGUAGAGAUAGAGUAGGGUGUGUACUAGUGACGGAGUGUAGGUUAGGCUCCGUUUGAAGACAUCAUUCCUCUGAUGGUGCUCAAUAUUAAUUGGACAACGCAUUGUUGUAUGGUUUUCUAUGUUUACCACAUCAGAAUAGUCUGAUUUUGUUUGCGUGCAUUCUGUAAAGUUUCAAUGUUGCAUUUCUAAGUACCUCGUACGGCUUGCCUUGUAACAAUGUGCCAAACUUAUCUUUGCUUAGUUAAUUACUUGAUUUUUAUAAUUUUUUAUCCACUAUGUUUUAAUUGUUUUGUGGAUUCCUAAUUGUACACCAAAAGAAGUUUACCAGCCUUCUUACAAACAAGUAUGUUGAUCAGGUUUACGAGUUUGUAAAGUAUUUUUUCCAAACAAAUUUGCCUGUGAUGUAUUAAUUUUAGGUUGAAAACCGCAGAGAUAGCAUUAAGUAUUGUAACAAAAUUAUAAAACAUGUUUGUCCAUAUAUGCACUAAAAUUAUUUUGAUUUCACAGGGAAUUGAGAGAAAAGUCAAGGGCUUUGUAGUUUAUCUACUAGGAUAAGGUUCGGAUAAGUAUCGGAUCACAUUUCUUGACAAAAGUAACAUUUAAUAUUUAGUAACAAAUAAAACGUUUGUUUACUUUGAUAGUGGUUUUUCUCCUUUUCGUGCGACCCAAAACAGAACCAUUGAUUAAAACUCUCUAGAAUGUAUUUUAAUUAGUAUGUUUAUUUUAAUUUCGAAUUGGAGUAAUAGAAAUAACUGCAUCAAAGUGUUUAAAUAGAAACAAAGAGAUAACAGGAUUGUUUAUGGAGUCAACAGCUAAAUUAUUAUUAAAGCAUAGACAAAAUUGGCCCAAUUAUAGUCAUUAUUGAGAUUGUGUUUUUCAACUAAGUAUUAAAAAUUGCAUAGGUUAAUUAGAUUUUAAAAUCUUAUUUUUUUUGGCACUACUAUAAGAGAGUAAUAUGUGUAAUGAACCAGGUUUUAAAAUAAAUAUACUGUUCACCUCAAUUUAUAUGUCUUUAAAUGUUUUAGCUGUGAAUACCAGUUUAUGAUAAAACAUCAAUAUUUGUAUGUAAUAAUAUAAUUUACUGUUUUAUUGCUGUCACAAUAAAAAUUAGCCUAUAUGCUCAAUGUUUUAUGUAGUUUGGAUGAAUUAUUUACAAAUUCUUUGGAAGGACUCGAUAAAAAAAUUAAAUAAUUUUAACUUUGAAACCAAAAUAUUCCUGGAUCUUAUUUCAACAGAAAUUGUAUGGUAAAUGAAUUAAUAGUGAUUGUUGUCAAAAUUGAUUAAAGUUUUAGUAUUGCCAAAUUAUGUAUUAGUGCUAUAGUACUGUAGUUAUCACAUACUGAAUACGGCUAGUCGAUGACAAUCGAAUGUUAUCUUUGGUAAGGAGGUGGUAACGUGACUGACACAUGCUUCUCUGCACCGUCCCUGCUCCGCGCAAACGUCACGCCAAGCCCUCGACCUUCUCAUUGGCUGUUUAGUUCCGCCUUGCGUUGAGUGUGCAUUUUGAACAGUCUUCCACUACGUCAUUCCUUUUGUAAAUACUUGUAAAAUGUAUAAAUUGUGCAAUGUCUUCGUUAUUUUUCUCCCAUUUUCAUGUAUUUCUUAUCAUACAAAUUUUAAUUAGAGAACUAAAUCAUAUCUUAAUUUAUAUUGAACAUCGUUAUACUCAUUAAAAAUCAAAAGCUUAAUUUAUACGUUAGUGUAGCGGAAAUUGUAUUCUAGUAUUUUUACAACUAUAAUUAAGUGUAGUAUAGUUGAAAUAAAAAUCAAACUUACAGACUAUGAAACUGAACUGUGGAUUUAAUUUGAGCUUAAUUUGAUAUUUAAGUGAAACCUAAGUCUUCAUGGUGAAGCAGAAGAAUCUGGCGAAUGAGUGUUUUAACUGUGUGCUGGUAGUGAUUGAGCAUUUUGUGUUAUAACUGAUACAACAGUGAAGAUAAUAGUUUUGAUUAAUAUUAGAUAUCAUGUAUUUAACUGUAAUUAAAGUUUUAACCAUUUAAAAUGCAAAUCUUAAUUGUCAAUGAUUUUUAUAGUUUUCGUACUUUUAUUAUUGCUAAUUAAAUAUAAUUAAUCAUAAUGUUAGAUGUAACGAAUCCGUAGGAAUUGUUCAAUAUGAUAUCUUAUUCUGUGAAAAGUUAGUUACAGCAAAGAUUGUAAAAACUAUAGAUUCGAGAAAUCAUGUGGAAAUUUUUAGGCAACAAGAGCUCAUAAAUAUGUUAUUAAAUCGUAAAGACUUAUUAAUGACCUCAUUAGAUUUAUAUUCAUUAAAGACACUAUGAGUGACUGAUGGUUUUAUUACAUUUGUUUUAAACCAGGCUACAAUAAAUUUUAACCCAAACUUAUUUUUAUUUCUGUAAUAUAGGAAAGCAAUUUGUUAACCAUGUCUACAUUUAAAUUUACAAGGUACAUUUCUUAUUUAUUUAAUCCAUUGGCCUAAAGUUCUCUAAUGCCCAAAUGUCAUCAGAAAUUUGUAUUAUUUUGUAAACUUUGAAAAACAACUUUUAAACUUAUGGGUUUUUUCAUAACAUGUAUUUACCAAAUCAAUUAAAAUAUAUAUUAAUAGAUAUUUCUUAAUAAAGAUAAAAUAUGUACUUACGAUCAUGUAUAUUACAUAAUCGCCACAAAUGAUAUACACUAAUACAUUAUAUACAAAUAUUAAGUCAUAGUGCUAGAUUGUCAUACACCUACAAUCCACCUUAAUUUACUGAACAGAUAAAUGUGACUUGCUGGUCAGUUAUUUUCCGGUCUAGGCCUAAUAACCAUGUGCACUUCUUGUAGUUCCAACUUUCUCUGAGCCUAAUUUUUUAUCUUUACAUCGUUAUUCAUAUUACUCAAUACACUAAAUGGUCUCAAUUUCUGACUCACAAGAUGAUAUUUUAUCAUCCAGUCAUGAAAAGAAUCACAUAUUUCACUCAAGUGCAAACCGUAAUAAAACAAAUUGUAUAUAGCUCAAUUUUUCAAACUCAUUGUUGUCACCUUUAUUUCUGUCAAGUAUUUUGUGGUGAUGAGUCUCUAAAUGGGAAACUAGUUGGUUAAGAGAGCCUUCUCCCUUGCACUCAACAUUAACUCUGCAUUUUGUGUAUCUAAACUCACAGAACUGCUCAUGCUCAUGAAUGCAUAAAGCCUGGCAUCCUUGCUUCUGGUUUUCACACAUCUUGGACAACUCCUCCAUCCAUUUAUCUAACAUUAAGCCUCUUUAUAGUAUUUUGCACAGACUCCAUUACUCCUGGCACAUUGGACAACAGAAGUGCCAACAUAAUCAAAGCAAACAUGAGAUUGUGCGAUCUCUAGUAGUUUUAGACUGAUCUGCUUUAAAGUGGAACCACUUGCCAUAAUUCAUAUCUUAUAGAAUAAAAUAGGAAACGAUAAUGUACAUUGUCAAGAUUUUAACUGAACCACAAUUUGUUUCAAAAUUAUUUACAUGUGCACAGUAUCAUAAAAAUAAAAUAUUGCAAAAUAAGAAAUAUAAAAUUUUGCUAUAAAUUCAGUUUGUACAAUAUAUAGUUUACAAUUAAUCUAAUUAAAUAAUGGCGUACGCAAUAAUUUUAACAAUUUUAAUUUGUUUUGAAUAAGUUUAAUUUAUUUACAAAACAGUUCAUAGUGGGCUCAAUUUGCUUCCAUGAAUAUUGUGGAUGGAUUGCAAUUUUGUGAUUAUAAAAAUCAUGUACACAUACAUACACAUGAAACAGUACAUUCAUAAAUAUGAUACUUGUAUCAAUCAUCUGAAAACAAUUCAGUAUUUGUACGGAAAAAUUUAGAAUGAUGUAUUUCCAGGGUGAAGAGGACAACAGAGCAUCCUCGCAUAUACGUGACUUAAUAGCAAAGUUUAUGAGAAGUCAAAUGGUACUAAGGAGCUACAUGUAGGAAAAAAAUUCAAAAACGUUGAUAGUAGUGAAAUUGACAAGGGCUAGAGACUACUAGGUUAAGAGUCAUGUCUGUAUCAGUAUCAGUAUAAUCAUAAUCAUUAUUGAGCUUCAUCAAUACUGAUGACACAAGUGUUCAUUUGGCAGUUUCUUGCAUGUAUAUAACACAAGAAUACCAGGAAGUACUACAAUUUAAUGGAAAAACAAAAUAAUUAGCAAUGAUGUAUAAUGGACUGUCCAGGAAUGGAGUUGCAUGAUAUAGGUGUGAAUAACACAUUCUGCCGCACCAAGCCAAUGGGUUAAAUAGCAGAAACAAGAAAGUAGAAAGCCACAAAUUGGAAUGUUGUGACGGGAGUAAUAAUUCAAAUAAAUCUAAAUCUAUCGGGAUAACUAAAUUGAUUGAAUUAAAAUUUAGAAUCCGAGAAGAGAUGCAGAAACAUUUUUGUUGUACUUUACGGAAUGGCUGACUUCACCAUCCCAUGAUUGAAGCAUUAAUCACUUUUUGUGUAACUGUCAUUCAUUUAGUCAGUUCUAUUCAUCUAAUUUUGUAUAACAAUUAAUCAAAAUUAAUAUCUCAAGUAUAGUAUAUUUUUUUAUUUACAUUUAUUUAAUUCAUGAACAUUAACUUAUUUGCGACAUUUUCUAAAUGAAGACGAAUUGAUUAGUGAAGUUUAGAAACUCAACUGUAUGUAUUUUUAGAUGCAAUUACUAGUUAAAACAUGGCACUGAACAAAGUUGCCUAUUGUUUACAUAACAUGUUAUAGUAUGGAGGACCAUCACUUUUUUACAUUAUACCCUGUUAUCGUUUUCAUACAAUAAUGUAGUUUGUAUAGAUGGCAUAAUUUAUGUAGAUUUUUAUUGUGCUUGAUUUAUUAUAUGAAACUCAAUAUCAUUGUCGAGUUUGUAUACAUGGAAACCUUUCCAUCAUUUUGAAUUAGUCUGUAGUAAUCAUACAUAAUUACUCGUUCUUUUGUAAUAUAUAAUUUUUUACUUUCAAAAUGCACACUGAAGUUUAACAUAGGUUUGUGAUGUAAAUGUAUAUAUUCUGUGGUAAUUUAUAUUACAUGAAACCAGAUUAGAAAUGAUAUUAAAUUUUAAUGUGAGUUUGUA